AUGAAUAUGAUCAUUUUUAAGCGUAUUUUUAUAUUUUUGUUCUUAAUAUUUGCAUUUUCUCUCGUGGUGCUUUAUUAUAAUGAGACAAAAGAUUUAAUUAAAUCACCGUAUCUAGCAAAAUUUAAAAAUAUUAUGCGUAAUAGUGAAAAUGACUUUUCUGAGCCAUCUAUAGAACUCUCUGAGCCGUUGACAGAAUUUUCUGAUCAAUCAACUACAUUUCCUGAUCCAUCAACUACAUUUAAACCACCAAUUACAUCUUACAAAUCAUCAAGACUAAGAUCAAUCGAAGAAAGUUGGACUUAUGAGUGCAAUAAAAAUCGUUGUACUCGAAAGUUUUACAAUAAUAAUAAUAAUAAUGAGGAGAAAAUUACACUGACAUCUUGUUCAUUAACUUGUGGCAGUACAAAAUUAUGGCCAAAACCAACUAAGACUGACGUCAAAACAUCCUUUAAACAAUUUAAACUAUCAGAUAUUCAACAUAAAAUAGUUACAAACUUUAGCAGUGUUGCAGAGCUAAUGGACAAAAGUAUUAAAGCAUUUUUAAAUGACUUAAAACAAAUAAUUUCUUCGUCUGACGGAAAUGUCGAUAACAACUCAAUAGAUAAUACAAAUGCGGUUAUAAUUAGUAUUCAUGUCACAGAAUCCGAUGCAACAUUAUUGUCAAUGAAUACAGAUGAAUGCUACAAUUUAUCAAUAGCAUACACUGAAAAAUCGAUUAAUGUUAAAAUUACUGCGAAAUCAUUUUUCGGAGCUAGACAUGGUCUUGAAACCCUUCAACAAUUAAUUUGGUAUGAUGACUAUAGUGAAUCACUUAAAAUAUUGACUACAGUAGCGAUAGAAGACUGUCCAAGUUUCAACUAUCGUGGACUCAUGCUAGACACCUCAAGACAUUAUUUUUCAACUGACACAAUAAAAAGAAUAAUAGCCGGCAUGUCACAUGUGAAGCUUAAUCGUUUUCAUUGGCAUCUAACAGAUUCACAAAGCUUUCCAUUCGUAUCGAAAAAAUAUCCAGAACUUGCAAUUUAUGGCGCAUAUUCAUCAAAAGAAGUUUAUACUCAUGAUGACAUUUUAAAUGUUGUUGAAUUUGCUAAAAUUCGUGGAAUACAAAUUAUACCAGAAAUAGAUGCACCGGCACAUAGUGGAAAUGGAUGGCAAUGGGGGAAAGAGAAAGGUUUAGGAGAUUUAAGUUUAUGUAUAAACCAGCAACCUUGGAAAGCUUAUUGCGGCGAACCAUCAUGUGGACAGAUGAAUCCAAAAAAUAAAAAUUCUUUCAUGAUAUUGGAAUCUCUUUAUGAAGAACUUUUACAACUCACAAAUGCUACAGACUUCUUUCACAUGGGUGGUGACGAGGUCAACUUUGAUUGUUGGAAACAACAUUUUAAGAAUGAAGAUCUCAAUUCUCUUUGGUGUGAUUUCAUGACUGAGGCUCAUAGGCGAAUGACUAAAGCCAACAACGAUAAUCCAAUUAAAUAUGCCACAAUUUGGAAUAGUGACUGGUUAAAAAUAAAAUGUCUUCCAGCUCAAAACUUCACUCUUCAAGUUUGGCUAGCACAGCCAUCACAAAUUCAGCAAUUCAUCAAAGCAAAUUACAAUUUAAUUCUGUCUCACGUUGAUGCAUGGUACUUGGAUUGUGGCUUUGGAAGCUGGAGAGAUACAUUUGGGCAAGGAUCAUGUCCACCAUUUAAAGCUUGGUAUACAGUGUAUAAUUAUCGACCGUGGGGUGCUUUAAGAUUGACUGAUGAUCAGAGAAAACAGAUUUUAGGAGGCGAAGCUUGUAUGUGGACUGAACAAGUUAAUGAAGAUUCUAUUGAUGUAAGAAUAUGGCCACGAGCAGCAGCUUUUGCUGAACGACUUUGGAGUGAUCCACAAUCGUCUGUGAUACCAAAAGAGACUGUAAAUAGAUUCUCGAUUUUUCACAAACGGUUUCAAUCGUUGGGAUUAAAAUCAGACGCACUUUUUCCAAAAUAUUGUGAACAAAAUGAAGAAGAAUGUAUUUAA
Molecule: messenger RNA, 1998 nt
Organism: Chironomus riparius
Lineage: Eukaryota; Metazoa; Arthropoda; Insecta; Diptera; Chironomidae
Source: the annotation of a GenBank genome assembly